AUGGAUGAUUUAUGCGUUUCGAUGUUUUGCAAUGUCACGUAUCUUUUGUCAAUAUUUGAUUUUUAUGUUUUUGCUCGAUUCGAAAGUAAGAUCACACUCACGUACGACGUAUAUGUGAAAAAUUGGGUAUUGCUUAUCUUGCUGACGCUCUCCUUACCAAAGAUGGUCGAUUCCAACGAGCAAAGUCAUGCACUUCGCAUCUGUGAUAUAUCAGAGGAGUCUGAGGAGUCGACGUUAGCCAAUUCAAAUUAUGGGUGUAUACCAUUAGUUAGCCUUGAAACAGCUAUCGAACCUCUUGUUUUGCUCAUACCUCAAAUUAAACGUAUGACAUGGACAGUAAAGCAAAACUGUGCAAAUCCAUCCGAUGGUCUGUCACCAGACGAAUCCGCUUCGAUCAUGCUCUAUACUCUCGAGUGGCAACCACGAGAGGAUUCCUUUUAUAUCAUCUUGAACAAAACAAUGCGUAGCAGAAAUCCAUCUUUGCUAAAACCUUGGUUACUCUAUCUGAAACUGAUCAUUAUAGCUUUCUCAAAAAUACCAUUCGAAAAUCGUUACGUUUAUCGUGGAGUUAAACAAGAUGUGAGCACCAAUUAUCCUCCUGAGAAAACCUUUGUGUGGUGGUCAUUUUCUUCGUGUACAGCAUCAAUUCAUGUUCUCGAAAAGGAACACUUUUUAGGCAAAACAGGUGCGCGAACAUUAUUCACAAUCGAUUGUUACUCAGGUAAAAAUAUUCGGCAACAUUCGAUGUAUAAAACUGAAGAUGAAGUGUUAUUACCUGCCGCUUGUAAAUUCAAAGUUGUUUCAUGUAUGGAUGGAGGUAAUGGUUUGACUAUAAUUCACAUAAAAGAAAUCAAUUCACCAUACUCUCUUCUACAAUUACUGAUUAAACAUGCUGUAACCACAACAGAAUUAAAAUCCUUGUCGUUGUUGACAUCAAUGAAAAUGCAAAGUUAUGUCCCAUAUCAAAAUGAAACUCUCACUCAAGCUAUCCGUGAAAGUACAUCUCAAAAUUUGAAUUUGAGUGGAGAGCAAUUGAAUGAUCAAGAUAUGGAAAUAGUUGCCAAAGAGGGAAUCAUUAACAAACAGUGCAUAAUACUUAAUCUAAUGUACAAUCAAAUUACACGAAAAGGUGUUUCGACAUUAGUCAAUUCUUUAAAUCACAACGAAUGUUUGAAAGAAUUAAUUUUAUCGUAUAAUAAAGUAUCUAAUGAUGGUGUUCGCUUUCUAGUAACAACGCUAAGCAAGUGUGUUCUUGAACGAGUGGAUUUAUCGGAAAACGAUAUUUCUGAUGAAGGUGCGAAGUACUUAGCGGAUAUGCUCGAGAGUAAAACAGAUUUGAUCCAGCUAUCGUUAAGUGCAAAUCAAAUAGGAAAUUAUGGUGUGAACAUGUUGACUGAUGCUCUGCUGUGUAAUAACACGUGUCUCGAAUUGCUAAACCUCAGUGCAAAUGUGAACAUUACCGACGAUAGUAUCAGUUCGUUUAUUAACCUGAUCGAUCACCAUCAAUCGUUAAAGAAGCUUGAUCUGCGACACACUCGACUAUCGGAGAGUGGCCAAGCAAAACUGUACGCUGUAACUAAGUCAAAAAGACCACUUCAACUCUGGCUCGAUCGCGUCAUGUGA
This is a messenger RNA of Adineta ricciae, 1623 nucleotides long. NCBI's taxonomy places the organism in Eukaryota, Metazoa, Rotifera, Eurotatoria, Adinetida, Adinetidae. The record is from the annotation of a GenBank genome assembly.